This is a messenger RNA of Cetraspora pellucida, 390 nucleotides long. The record is from the annotation of a GenBank genome assembly. Lineage: Eukaryota; Fungi; Glomeromycota; Glomeromycetes; Diversisporales; Gigasporaceae.
UUAAAGAUAAGAACUCCCCUAAGAAGUUGGCAGUCAACGGUACUCCCAUGUUAGCCAAGCAGAAGAUAAAGAAAAGAAGGGCAAAGACAGGGCUUACUAGCCCGUGGGCAAAACCAAGGAAAAGGCCACCUUCGAUGCCUAAUGUUGUAUUAGAGAAAAGCCCCAAUAUAGCAAUAGCCAUGUGUCCUAUACUACUGAGUGAAGAACUCAGAGGCCUCUGGAAGGAGAGUGACCAAGAUACGCAAGAAGCCAUGCUUAAGAUAGCUAGUAACAUAAAGAGGGAACCAGAUAGGGGAUUAGCACGGACUCGUAGCAAAUGUAGAAUAGGAGCAGGUCAAGCACCAGGAAUAGGCCGAUCAGAAGGGACUCAACCAGAAGUAGCCCCAUUAG